Mucor velutinosus is the source of this 420-nucleotide messenger RNA. It is a transcript of the gene BUD32, whose product is annotated as serine/threonine-protein kinase bud32. Lineage: Eukaryota; Fungi; Mucoromycota; Mucoromycetes; Mucorales; Mucoraceae. The record is from RefSeq and is a predicted model, not a curated record. Bases 1 to 420 code for a protein of 139 amino acids. The transcript is spliced from 6 exons.
AUGUCACUGUCUAUCAACACAAAGGGAACUGCAGCCAAGAUUGUAUCUGAAGAGGUCCAGCACAAACGAUAUAUCACUGUUUGGAAUCGUACAACAGAGUUUGAUGAUGGUCGCGUAAUCCAGUGGGACGUAGUAGGUCAUAGUACUCCUGAACCAACAUUUUGUGUUGUAUUUACAUUUGAUACCAAAACAAAAACGACCUGUAUUCUCAAGGAAUAUGCACAAGGCACUAAUGAAAUUAAAUACACUUGUGUAGCAGGUUCAUAUGAUAGACGAAAGCAUGCAAGCAUCACUCAAGCUGCUCAACAUGAACUCUCAGAAGAGGCUCUGUUAACAGGUGGUCAAUGGAUCAAUUUGCUUCCUUCUGAUUAUAAUGAGGAUGGUGUCAGUGAAUUGAAAUGGGUUUAUUACAAGAGCUGA